This is a messenger RNA of Lotus japonicus, 378 nucleotides long. RefSeq lists its product as uncharacterized. The record is from RefSeq and is a predicted model, not a curated record. The coding region runs from base 1 to 378 and encodes 125 amino acids. Lineage: Eukaryota; Viridiplantae; Streptophyta; Magnoliopsida; Fabales; Fabaceae. The transcript has a single exon.
AUGGUGAUUAGUGCCGCUUCCGACGCUGUGAAGUGCAGGAUGUUUCUAGCUACGUUCAAAGGCACAGCCAUGGCGUGGUUUACCACGCUACCCCGAGGAUCCAUCACUAAUUUCCGUGACUUCUCAUCAAAGUUCCUUGUCCAGUUUUCCGCCAGUAAAACCAAGCAGGUGACAAUUAAGGAUCUCUACAACGUCCGCCAAUCCGAGGGCGAGACUCUGAAGCAGUAUGUAAAACGAUUCAGCGCGGCAUUAGUCAAAAUUGAGGAGUCAGAGCCGCACGCCUGUGCGCGUGCCUUCAAGAACGGGUUGCAGCUGGGGAAGCUGAAUAGCAAGUUGAGCCGCAAGCCGGCUCGGUCCAUGGCGGAGAUCCGGACGUGA